This is a messenger RNA of Rodentolepis nana, 951 nucleotides long. The record is from the annotation of a GenBank genome assembly. NCBI's taxonomy places the organism in Eukaryota, Metazoa, Platyhelminthes, Cestoda, Cyclophyllidea, Hymenolepididae.
AUGCUUGAACUAAGUUCGUCUCCCUACAUUCUAUGUUUCGGUAGGAGAAACCCCAUAGGUUUGCUAAAAAUAGGAAAGAAACGAUUAUUCUUAUUUGAUCAAUUUGGAGAGUGUUUUGAAGUUGAACCACUGUGCAUAUUGGAUUUUUAUGUAUCGACGGAUUUUCAGCGUCAGGGCUUUGGAAAGGAACUGUUUGAGUUCAUGCUAAAAAAUGAAAAUCUCGAAACCACAGAUCUUCCAAUAGAUUCGCCUUCUACUAACAUGCUCUCUUUUAUGCGAAAACACUUUAACCAAGGUCAUCCUCUUCGACAGUCAAAUAAUUUUGUUGUUUUUCCUCAAUUUUUUCAAAAUGUCAAUCGUUUCCUUGUUCCCCGUCGAAGUCUAGUCAGAGAUACCUAUUCGUUGGUUGGCAGUUCACACCAGGCGUAUACUUUUUCCAAAUGUUCUGAAGAAAAUAGUCGAAAACCAAAGAGUACACAUUCGAUUACACCAAUUGAAGAAGUUCCUACUGGAACGUCCAAGAUUUCAAAUGCAGUCACAUAUGUUCAAAGUUCUACUAAUCGAUCCCCAUUAAAUGACAAGUCGACCAUGUCAAAGAAUGAGAGUCUAUUAACCGAUACACAUAAAGGGAUUGACCCAACUGACAAUAUAAAUUUCAAUGGAAUUCAACUUGUUCGAGGACUCACUUUCAAUCCAUGUACAUCUUCAAAGAGAGAUUUUCCUAAUUCAGCGCAGUUGAGGGAUCGGACAGAGAGUGGGAGUGGUAGAUCACUUCCAGCUGCUCGUUAUUCCAAACGGCUUGAAAUUGCGGCUCCAUCAAAUUCGUCACAAAAUCGACAGGCCCUUUCCAACUCAAAGAUCGAUAAUUUGUUGCGAUGGCAUGAGCGCAAACCAGGCUAUGAUUACCAGAAAGCCUCAUGGACCAGCAAUAGACAUACUCGACUCUGGUGA